Messenger RNA from Plectropomus leopardus (leopard coralgrouper), 3970 nucleotides. The record is from RefSeq and is a predicted model, not a curated record. NCBI's taxonomy places the organism in Eukaryota, Metazoa, Chordata, Actinopteri, Perciformes, Serranidae.
GCUUAACUGUGGGAGUCUGGGCAUGUACAAGCCGGGUGUUGGGAGGAGCUCCAACCUAGAGGUGCUGGAUUUCGUUGUCUUUGCAUACUUUAUGUUGGAAAUGCUCAUCAAGAUGGUGGCCCUGGGAGUCUUUGGUUACACAGGGAGUUACCUUCGCAACAACUGGAACAAGCUGGACCUCCUCGUCAACUCUGUAGAGUUGUUUGGUUAUUUCAUGGAUUCUCUCAGCAUCCACUGGCCAGUCUGUCAAAUGCUCGGGCCGAUGCGACUGAUCGGAAGAGUACCAAGCAUGCGAGACGUGGUGACAGUACUUGUAGGCACUGUGCCCAUGCUUGCAAACGUUCUCGUCCUCUACCUCUUCGUCAUACACAUCUUCGCUGUUGUGGGAGUCCAGCUGUGGGCGGGCGAACUACGCAACCGCUGCUUCCUGGGAGAGGACAUAACCACAAAAUACAACGUGUCCUUAAGCCCAUACUUCAUGACCAAGUAUGGUGAACAUGUCCCAUUUAUUUGUUCGCUUGAUGGCAAUAACGGGAUGCGGCACUGUCACGAUGUGCCCCCUUAUGUCGAGAAUGGGAAAACAUGCUCACUGGCUGCUCCCCAUCAUGCCUCAGCUGCCAAUAGCUUCGUCCCCACGGUGGCAGGUGCUAACUCUUGUGUAAACUGGAACCUGUACUACAAUGUCUGUCGUUCUGGGGACCAGAACCCUCACAUGGGAGUUAUCAACUUUGAUAACAUCGCCUAUGCAUGGAUAACUACGUUCCAGGUUGUCACACUGGAAGGAUGGUCAGAGAUCAUGUUUCUUGUCAUGGAUGCUCAUUCCUCCUGGAGUUUUGUAUUUUUCAUAUUCGUCACAAUUAUGGGCUCCUUUGUCAUGAUGAACGUGUGCGCAGUCGUCAUCACCACCCAGUUCUCGGACAACAUGAGGCAGGAGACAGGAGAGCAGAGUGCUGUUACUGUGUUUGUUAAAUGGAUUUGUCAAAAGUUAGCCUCCUGCCUACGAGGGAUUUCCAGCAGAUCAAACAGACAUCGUAACAAGGUGCACCCCGAUGGUGGCGUCGGCAGGAAUACUGCCUCAGUGGUCUGCAGACCGUACAUUCGAAAUCUUAGGAGGUUUGUUAGAUGUAAGCUCUUCGACAAAGUGAUCAUGAUUGCUGUUUUCUUCAAUAUUCUCACUAUGGCCAUAGAGCAUCAUGGGCAGCCUAAGGAGUUGACAAAAAUGUUACAGAUCAGUAACAUCAUUUUCACCAUCAUAUUCUUCCUGGAGAUGGUCUUAAAGCUGCUGGCUCUCACAUGGACAUACUUUAGGAGCCGAAACAACAUCUUUGACUUUGUCAUCGUUAUCUUCAGUUUGUGGGAGGUAGGGGCUAAAGCCGAUGGCAGGUUGUCAGUUCUGCGUGCGUUUCGUCUGCUGCGGUUUGGGAGGCUGCUUCACUUCCUCCCUCACCUGAAGAGACAACUGCUGGUGCUGAAGAGGACGAUGGAAGAGGCCGCCUCGCUCUUUAUGCUGCUACUGUUUUUCACAUUCAUUUUUAGCAUACUCGGCAUGUACCUGUUUGGUGGUAAAUUUGACUUCAAAACUCGGCACGAAGACACCGUCACUGACCGAAAAAACUUUGACACCCUGCUCUGGUCCAUGGUCACUGUUUUCCAGCUUCUGACUCAGGAGGACUGGAAUCUGGUGCUUUACAACGCCAUGGCUGCCACCUCCCCGUGGUCCGCUCUCUACUUUGUUGCGAUCAUUGUGUUGGGUACACACGUUCUUCUCAAUGUACUCGUGGGCUUAGUGGUUCAGAGCUUCCACACGAGGGACCCCUCAAGUACCAGCGAAGACUCCUCUCUCUCUCCCUGUGGGCCCGACAGCUCCCCUCCAGCCAGCUCGACUUUUGAGAACUCUUCUCAGACAGACGACCGCGAGGAACACGGCUCUCUCUCUAGCAGUGGGUCUGAGGAAGACUCUGCAUCCACCCAGGAGGACAAUGGAUCGCUGAAGUGGAUCCAAAAAGUGGUCCGCUGGUGCAAAGAACGUGAAGAGUGGUCAUUUUUCGUCUUGUCCCCACAGAACAGGUUCCGCAUCUGUUGCCAACGUGUGAUCUCUCACAAGAUGUUCGACCACAUGGUUCUGCUCUUCAUUCUUCUAAACUGUGUCACCAUUGCUAUGGAGAGGCCUGGAAUUGACCCUGAAAGCACGGAGCGAUGGAUCCUGAACAUGUCCCGUUACUUAUUCUCUGGUGUGUUCCUGGUCGAGAUGCUUGUUAAGGUUCUAGCUCUGGGUGUGGUGUUUGGGAAGGAGAGUUACUGCCGCUCUACCUGGAAUGUCAUGGACGGUUCGUUGGUGAUCCUGUCUGUUGUCCACAUUGUUAUCUCUUUGGUCAGUUCGGACAAAAAUAACAUGCUGGGCAUCCUCAAAGUUUUGCGUCUGCUGCGCACACUCCGCUCACUGAGGGUGAUCAAGCGAGCCCCGAAACUGAAGCUGGCUGUUGAGGCUCUGAUUGCCUCGGUUAAACCCAUCGGGAACAUUGUUCUCAUUUGCGUCGCCUUCCUCUUUUUCUAUGGCGUCCUUGGGGUGCAGUUGUUCAAAGGGGCGUUCUUCCACUGUGUGGGUCAGGACACAAGAAACAUCACCAACAAAACCGACUGUCUGUCAGCCAACUAUCAAUGGGUACGAAAGGAGUACAACUUCGACAGCCUUCCUCAGGCACUGAUGUCGUUGUUUGUAAUGUACUCUAAGGACGGCUGGGUGAACCUCAUGUAUGAUGGUCUGGAUGCUGUGGGAGUAGACAAACAGCCUGUGAGGAACAAAAACGAAUGGGUGCUGCUUUAUUUCAUCUCCUUCAUGAUUGUAAGCUUCUUUCUUCUGGACAUGUUUGUUGGUGUGAUGGUGGAGACCUUCCACCAAUGUCAGCAAGAACAAAAGAAAAAAAAUGCAGAGGGAGAAGCAUCACAAGGCCAAUGCAGAGGUAUGGAGAACAAGUUUGUUUCUGAAUCUGAGCAGAUGCCAUAUUACACACAUUACUCCCGCAUCCGUCGGUGUAUCCACACUCUGUGUUCCAGCAACUACCUAGACCUCUUCAUGGCUGCUAUCAUUUUCAUCAGUGUCUUGAUGAUGGCUUUUGAACAUCAUAAUCAACCUCCGUACAUAGAGAAACUCACAGAGUAUUCCUUCUAUGUGUUCACCGUCAUCCUGAUCAUGGAAGUCCUGCUGAAGCUUGUGGCAUUUGGUGCACUGAGAUUUAUACAAGUCAGUUGGAAUCUGCUGGAUCUCGCUGUCAUCUUGGUUUCCAUCAUUAGCAUCGUUUUCAACAAGAUGAAUAUGGCAGAAGUAAUUCCCAUUAAUCCCAGCAUCCUGAGAGUCUGUAGAGUCCUCAGACUAGCACAAGUGCUGAAGGCCAAAAAGAUACGAGUUCUGCUGAAAACCAUCAUCAGUACGCUGUCACAGGUUGGAAACAUUUGUCUGCUCUUCACGUUCUUUUUUUUCAUUUACGCUGCGCUCGGAGUGGAGCUCUUUGGCAAGCUAGAAUGCACUGACGAUUACCCGUGCCAGGGUUUACAUCGCUACGCCAACUUCAAACACUUUGGGAAGGCCCUGCUAACGCUCUACCAAGUGUGCACCGGAGACAACUGGAGCGGGAUUAUGAAGGACACACUGAGGGAGUGUCGUCCUGGUGAUGACAGCUGUUUGAGCUAUCUGUCCUGGGUCUCUCCGAUCUGCUUCACCAGCUUUGUGGUUAUGGCCCAGUUUGUGCUGGUAAACCUGGUGGUGGCAGCCAUCAUGCAAGCUCUGGAGGACAUCAGCAAGAACAAACCUACUCAUUUGUCUCUCCCUCCGGAGGAGGAGGAGGAGCUGGACAAUGAGCGGGCCCAGCUGUCUCCGUCGCAGAGCGCCGACCAGCAGCAGAGUGCCCAAGCAGACUGCAUGGUGAUGUCAGAGAGGACGGAGGCAUGUGUGCUCCCGCAGAUGUGCCGGUAA